This is a messenger RNA of Trichoplusia ni (cabbage looper), 2904 nucleotides long. RefSeq names its product caprin homolog (gene Capr). Bases 133 to 1944 code for a protein of 603 amino acids. NCBI's taxonomy places the organism in Eukaryota, Metazoa, Arthropoda, Insecta, Lepidoptera, Noctuidae. The record is from RefSeq and is a predicted model, not a curated record. Gene Ontology annotation, cellular component: cytoplasm. Gene Ontology annotation, molecular function: RNA binding. The transcript has 4 exons.
AGCGUUUACGACUUGCGUCGUUCAUCUUCGAAUGACAGUUGUUUUGUGGUUAUAAAGAUAGAUAGAAAAUUCUAUCUCUAUCUCUUCAACCACCACCAUAAGCAAUCCGGGAAGAGUUGUUGCCUGUGAAGGAUGCCUUCAGCUGCGAAUGCAAAGUCCGAGAAACCAGCCUCUUCGGAGGCUACGGAUAAUUCUCCAAUACGACAAAUUAUGACGAUUAUUGAACACAAAAUUCGUAAUUUGGAGAAAAGAAAGAGCAAGCUAACAUCAUAUCGAGACUUGCAAAAAGCAGGGAAAGAACUCAAUUCGGAUCAAAAAGUAGCAGUGGCCAAGUAUGAUGAAGUCGCUCAGACUCUGGAGUUUGCUAGAGACUUAUCCAAGCAAAUAACAUCCAUAGCUGUCUCAGCUGAGCGUGAAGCAAAAAAAAAAACAAGCAAAGAAGCAUGGGUGCGUUAUGCAGCAGACACCAAUAAAAUUCGCGAAGUAUUGCUUAUUUUGGAUUGUCUUGUCCAAAUGGGUAACACAGAAGCUCGAAAUGACUUUCUGAAUGGAACUAAUGGCGCAGUUAAACUUACAGAAGAAGACCUCAAAAUUUUGGAUGAUCUGUAUCCUGAAGUAACACCAAAACAUGAAGUCAAUGAGGAAGGUCAACCUGGAUUCCAUAUUCAAACAACAAAAGCAGCAGAGCAUUUAUAUGCUAUCAUCGAUGGAAAGCCUAAAGAAAUAUUAGGCACAACUUACACUCACAUCAAGGAAAUCAUGAGUGCAGUCCAUGAUUGUGGUUACUUUGACCGGUCAUUGGACAACAUCACAGCAGAGGUAGAAGAAAGCCACGUUUUAGUCGCGGAAGUGGAGCCUGUGGAAGUAUUGGACAAUGAAGUGGAACCUGAAGUUGCAGCGGCAUACCCACCAGCUACACUGCCUGUGCCACCUGCCCCAGCAGUGGUGCCUGCCCCAGCAUAUCCACUUCGGCCUCUUCCACCAAUAACCUUACAAGAGGUUGAACAUGCAUAUUUUGCACAGCAAUAUCCUCAACAAAGACCUAUCGCCGAAGUUAUCGGCUCACAAAACUUUUUCUUUCUGCAAGAAUCUGAAAUCGACAGUCCAGUCGGGACACCACAACCACCAGCAAUUCCCAACCAACCUUCUCCACCAGCUCCAAUUCCGACUCAGACUUUCACAAACCAGCACUUUGUACAGCUCCCGGGCGGCCGCGUGGCUGAGCCAGGCUCCCUGCCAUUGCCGCCGCAACCGCACUUUCCACCACAUCCCGAGCACGCGGGCUUUCCUCCGGGCGGCGUGCCGAUGCCGGGCGUACCACACGUGCAACCACUACAACCUGCCAUGGGAGUGCCCACUAUGGCACCCGCGAUGCCCUCUGCACCGCCGCAACUGGAGGAGCGGACCCUUGGCUCUCCAGCGGAAGAAAAGAAUGAGGAUGAGAUCAAGGAGGGUGGAAGCCCCGAACGCGACAAUGGUGGUGACCGGAAAAUUCACGGACAGGGUGACGGUCAAGCCAGGUACAGACGGUUUGGACGCGGCGGAAGUGGUAGUCGCGGCGCUCCGAAUGGCCACCGUGGACGUGGAGCCUUUCAAAGUCGACAGGGAGGAGAAGGCUACCGUGGUAGGCACCCAGGUGACUACCAAGGACGAUCAAACAAAGAUGGUUAUCAAAACAGACAAUACGAUGGAUACCAAAAUAGACAUGGCAAAGACGGAUACCAGAAUCGCGGAGGUGAUGAUCGCGACGGGUAUUACGGCAACGGCGACACUGGCGAUAGUCACCAGCAAAAUGAAAACGGUGGUCGCGACAGAUACAACGAUAACCAGAGCUACCAAGGCGGAUUUAAAAGCCGCGGCAGAGGAGGUCCGCGCGGAGGAACACGGGGAGCGACGCGGCCUCCUCGCCCGCAAUACACCCGUAAACCGGAAAGAGUUGAAUAGUUUACGGGGAUCUCAAGGGUGUGUUGCAUUUGCGAUAUCGCCACGACAUAAAUGUAUUAUUAUGACGGACAAAUUCAUUCGUGGAAGGCAGAUUUCACCGGCAACAACGCUAUGUGGUUAAUAAAGAAGAGAGAUUAUGGUAUAAAAAUAAAAGAAAAAAAAGAAUAAAAAAAAAGAAAAAUAUUGAAACUUGAAACUGAAUAAAAAAUAAGUUACUUGAGUUUAGAUGUAUGAUAUAUGCAGUUAUUAAUACUUACGUAAUUCUAGAUUCUUGUAUAAGUUCGUCACGCAAGUGGCUAUGUGAGGCGGUACGGGAGGGCCGCUGUAGCCGCCGUCUGUCGCUCAGUACCUCGUGCGUGCCUCGUCCUCGUGAUAAUUUAAGUACAGGAGAUGCACACAACUGACUAAACACUGUCAACUGGGACCUUUUUCCAAAUCACAUUGAUUUUUGUAUUAUUGAUAAAGUUGAUAUAACAUAGUAAUUAUAAAUGUGUUAAGAUAUUAUAUACAUAAUUGUUUCUCAUAAUACUUAAAUAUAUAUUAUAUUAUGUAUGAAGCUUUCAUCUUAACUAUAUAAUUUUGCUACUAUUCCUGCGCGAAUUUUUAGAGUUUUGUUUUUAAUUAUAUUGGAAUUGAACAGGUACCUUAAUACCGAAAGCCACUUCAUAUAUUCCUGUUGACAUUUAUGUUUUAAGAUACUGAACUGGCCAUAACACAUUAUGUAUGUAUGUGCACUGUAAGUUCCGAUCUUUACGCGAAUAGCUCUAUAUGAUUUUGCUUGUAAUUAUUUAUCGUUCAGAUAGAGCUAUUAUCGAUAAAUUGAUCAGAUGUAAGUUUAUGGUAAUUGGAUGUCCUGAAUUAUUUUUGUUUGUCUUGUCCAGGCUUUUUUUUACAUAUUCCUUAACAUUGUUCUCAAUAGAGGCUGUGUGCAAGCAAAUUAAAAGUAUUCUAUAAAAAUUA